AUGAGUGCAUGGGACCACUCGCUCCAUGAGUCUGGGACAUCGUCUGCGCCAUCGCGGCCUGCGGCCUCCAAGGAGCAAAAUGAUUUUAUUGCAGCCAUCGAUGGGACGAUCCAUGCCGAAGCAGCCAAAGUGGAAGGAGAAUGGAGGGGGAGAAGGAACGAAAGCCAAGUUGACGGAGCCUCGAGGCAAGAGGCGCGGACCGGGACCGUCCGGUACCGUGCGGCGACUUCCGCCGGCCCCGAGCUUCAUUUGCGCCUCCUUCGGCACGAACCGGCCAGCCCAAAGGUCAACGACGAACUUCACCGUUGGCCCACCCUUCAAGAUAGACCAACGCCAUAUGUGACUAGUGCCACACAUGUUUCCCAUGAGGAUUCAAUAAUCGAGGCGACCGACCAGCUCUCAAUACUCAAGGGACCGGAUGCCCCUCAAGAGUUCACCGUGAUGUAUCCUCCCUGGAUCCACGAAAACUCGCUUCUGGAACCUAGGCUCAUGAGAAGGCUAAAACUUCUCUCGACCGGUGCUGUGUUGCUGGUCGGCUACCGAUGCGCCACCUAUCCACUGAACACCACGUCAUUCUUCCUACAUGCCGUGGAACAGGCUUUCCACUGGCUCUUCGCCUUCGGUCAACACACAAUUCCCCGUCUUUUUUGCCUCACAUUCCCUCUUCACAGACUCUUCACUAGCUUCUUACCCUCCUGGGCUACCCACUCGACACCCUAUCACCGAUAUCCCUCCCCUCGAGCCGAACAAAAAUACUGGGAUUCUGCCCUUCGAUGGCGCAAAACACUAUACGCCUCAGAUGCGCGCAUGCAUCAUAGCACAUCCAGAAGCUCUGUCUCGGAGUCAACUAUCCCUCUUCCAGGAUACUUUGUCCCGCGACUGCUCCCUUCGUAUCGCGAAUCGCGAGAGAUUGACCCGGAGUCGAGGGAGUAUGAGCUGAGAGUUAAGGAUUACAUGAAGUGGAGGGGAAUGGUAUAUCCAGAAAAGCGAGUCCCGUCACUUCGCCAUGCACACAAGAUGAUAAAACAAUACAGUACACGUGAUCGGAGAGAAAUAUAUAGGAUUUCGAGAAUGGUCUCGGACGAGGAGAUCUGGGGUAACCCGUUUAUCUCGACGUUUAGGUAUAGAGAUAUUUGGGAGGAGUAUUUGGAGAGGAAGGGACCGGAUGUGGCGAUUGUCUUCUCGUGA
Messenger RNA from Stereum hirsutum FP-91666 SS1, 1188 nucleotides. RefSeq lists its product as uncharacterized. NCBI's taxonomy places the organism in Eukaryota, Fungi, Basidiomycota, Agaricomycetes, Russulales, Stereaceae. The record is from RefSeq and is a predicted model, not a curated record. The transcript has 6 exons. The coding region runs from base 1 to 1188 and encodes 395 amino acids.